AUCCCUUCGGGGUUUGCGAAGCAGGAGGACCUUAGACUCGCUUUUUCAACAUCUCUCACCUCAUCCCCACCAUUCACCUCUCUCCAUGAUUCAGACCUCAGCGACCUGUCUCUUUGAUUUCUAGACAAACUUCGCACAAUGGUGGCAUCAAAUCGCCUCCUACCGUAUGCUCUCUGGGCGCUUCUGAUAUGCCUCCUAGGUCUCAGCAAUGCCCAGGACGCCCCAGAGUGCAGCGCAUCACUACCAUGUACAGCGGGAUGUUGCAGCAAAUUUGGAUUCUGCGGUUUAGGACCGGACUACUGCAGCAAGGAUGUAUGCGUCAAUAACUGCGACCGCAAAGCUGAUUGCGACCCGGGAGGUUAUGGCAAAGACUACGUGCUCAAGACCACAUGCCCCCUAAAUGUCUGCUGCUCUAAAUAUGGCUUCUGCGGAACAACAAAAGAGUUCUGUGGCACGAAAACCGUGAGGCGGCCAAGCUGUGACAUUGACCAGAAAGGCAAGUUCAAGCGUGUUGUGGGAUACUAUGAGAGUUGGGCCACAGGGCGGCCGUGCAAUCGCAUCUACCCAGAGCAGAUCCCUUCAGACAUCUACUCCCAUAUCAACUUCGCCUUUGCUAGCAUCGACCCCACCACUUUCGAGCUUGUCCCCGCCGAUGUAGCAGAUAUUGAUCUGUAUAAGCGCGUGGCCAAUCUCAAAGCCAAGGAUAUAAACCUCAAGGUUCUCAUCUCUGUGGGCGGCUGGACCUUCAACGACCCAGGUCCCACGGCCACGACUUUCUCUGAUAUUGCAAGAGAUGAGACGGCUCAGAGGAAGUUCAUCGACUCGGUGCUCAGAUUCUUGCAGACGUAUAACUUUGACGGCAUCGACAUAGACUGGGAGUAUCCUGAAGCUGAGGAUCGGAGCGGGCGCGGCGAGGAUUUCGCCAACUUCCCUAAGUUUAUGAAAAAUAUAAAGCAGACUCUCAAGAGCUAUGAGGUCAGCGUCACACUCCCGGCGUCUUUCUGGUACCUUCAACACUUCGACCUUAAGAAUCUCGCACCACACGUCGACUUCUUCAACAUUUUGACGUACGACUUCCACGGCGUGUGGGACAAGCUGAACAAAUGGGUCGGCCCGUAUCUCAACUCUCACACCAACCUAACGGAAAUCAAAGACGGUUUGGAUCUCCUCUGGCGCAACGGCAUCGACCACGACAAGGUGUCACUAGGCCUCGCCUUUUACGGCCGCGGAUUUAUAGCCAGCAGUCCCACUUGCCUCGAACCGGGUUGCACGUUCGAGUCCGGGACUGACGCCCAGUCGUGCAGCGCUGAGGUCGGUGUGCUGCUGAACUCAGAGAUCGACGGCCUAGUCGCUGAGCAGAACUUAAAGCCCGUACUAAACAAGGACGCCGCCGUCAAAAUCCUGACAUGGGGUGGUAACAACUGGCUUACCUAUGAUGACGAGGAGACGCUGCAGAUGAAGGCAGAUUUUGCACGCAGCGAGUGCCUUGGCGGAGUCAUGGUAUGGGCAAUCUCACAUGAUACGCAGGACAUGAAGUACAGCAAUGCUCUGUCGGGUGUGGCCCCAAGGCUGUUUAAUUCCAAACUUUAUCGGGGCAGCGUAGGUAACGGAGAUAAUGGAUAUGUUACGGAUGAAACGGACUAUCAACAGUGUAGGUGGACAGGUUGCAACGAGGACUGCCCAGGAGACUGGAUCCGUAUGAUGAGGAAGGAUGACGGCGCUAGGCGUGACGAGUUCAUGGUCAAUGGAGCGGGGUGUGGUGGAUAUGGUGAACACAAGCUAUGUUGCCCGCCAAGUGCCAACGUGCCCACAUGCGGGUGGUACUCACAUAGGAACGGCAAUUGUGAUAAUGGCGAAUCCUGCCCAGCCGGCACAAAGGAAAUCGGAAGCAACAGUGAAUACUGUCACCCUAGCGGAUUCUACUCGCCGAUCAGGUCCUACCAAGCUGCAUGCUGCACUACCGACACCGACAGUAUGGUGUUAUAUUCCCAGUGCGACUGGUCCGCGAAAGUAUCCCUCGGAAACUGGCCGGAUUGUUCCAAGUCGUCGUGCAGUAAUGAUGUGGUCGCUUACUCUGGUGAUGGCAGCGGCGAAGCCACCUGCUGGGGAGCCUGGUACGAGCAGCUAGGAGACUCACAAAAGAACAAGUACUGCUGUGAUCAGCCUGAUGAUAACAAGAAAUGGUCGGACUGCGAGUGGCAGGGUAAAACAGACAUCAUUGACGAAGACACGGGGUUGCACAUUUGCACGGGGGAGUGCUCGGGGGGCCUUAUUAUGGUGGCCGCGCAGCAGGCGGGAUGCUCGGGUGGGGGGGCUGAAGUGAGAUGCUGCAAGCCGAGCUACAAAUCAUUACAGAAGAGGUAUCAGAACAGCGAAGAUGAUGAGUUCGCAUACUAUCUAAAACGUUACAUGGAGAAUCCAUUCUGCUCGGCAAAUAUCUUCAACUCUAACGGACUGCGAAAGCGUAUUGACUCACCAGUAUCCGACCUAGCUGUCACAGCUAGCAAUGGCACCGUGAUUAAGCGUCAAUUUAGCCCAGAUAUUGUGGCCCAGGACUACGCGGAGAAAAUGGCCGAGGAACUCUUUAUUGGAACGCCGCGACAAUCUACCAUAGAUAUAUGGGAUAACACAGUGGUUCCCUACUUUGAUAACCUCUCCUAUGCUAACCUCCAUGACUACCAGAUGGGAGCCGGACGUAACGAAUUCCUGCAGUAUGGAAGUACGCAAUGGCCCUGGUAUAUCACCUGCAAUAUGGCUACCCUACAAAUCGCAAUGUCGGGCAAUGGAGGUGACUCGGACCCGGGCUCAGGCUCCUGCACGACAACCUGCGUGUGUGUUAGGGCCGACUGCUGCAGCGAGGAUGACAGUGAAUGCAUCAACUCUAGCGAAGAUGGGUAUGACACCGUUUCCAAAAGGGCCGCAAAAAACUACGAUUGGACGGCCUUCGAUUAUAGGACAGGUGCUAGACAGUCUCUUCCUUGGAGAGCACCAGAUUAUCCUUCACCAAGCAAUUUGAACAAGAUUAAGGAGCGCAGCAAAUUCGCCGAAUCGUACACAUACGAUCCGAACUGCGCUAGCUUCCGCCCUGUCGUGGUCGAUUCUUUACAGGACGGCAAAAUUGUUGAUGGAUUCGAAAGCAAGUCCGCCCUAAAUAUGACCAUACUUGUUUCUGGCCCUAACUCUGUUUAUUAG
Pseudogymnoascus verrucosus is the source of this 3192-nucleotide messenger RNA. RefSeq lists its product as uncharacterized. Gene Ontology annotation, biological process: carbohydrate metabolic process. The transcript is spliced from 10 exons. The record is from RefSeq and is a predicted model, not a curated record. NCBI's taxonomy places the organism in Eukaryota, Fungi, Ascomycota, Leotiomycetes, Thelebolales, Thelebolaceae. Gene Ontology annotation, molecular function: chitin binding; hydrolase activity, hydrolyzing O-glycosyl compounds. The coding region runs from base 139 to 3192 and encodes 1017 amino acids.